Nycticebus coucang (slow loris) is the source of this 2835-nucleotide messenger RNA. It is a transcript of the gene PGRMC2, whose product is annotated as progesterone receptor membrane component 2. The record is from RefSeq and is a predicted model, not a curated record. Bases 416 to 1030 code for a protein of 204 amino acids. The transcript is spliced from 3 exons. NCBI's taxonomy places the organism in Eukaryota, Metazoa, Chordata, Mammalia, Primates, Lorisidae. Gene Ontology annotation, cellular component: endomembrane system; membrane.
GGAGCUUGCCGCCCGCAGGGGUUACUGAGGAAAGGAGAACACGUGGCUCUCCGAAACCUGCGCACGCGCUGUGACCUCCCCCAACCCGUGGGAGGCGCGCGCGCGCGGUCAGCAAAAUAUCUAUUCCUCAGACCCGCCCUCUUCGUCUACUUCACUGAGAGGAGGCGAGGGGACAGCAGAGGGAAGCGUGGGGCUAAGUGGGCGGGGCGUCGCGCUAGAGCGCGGCCUGCAAAAGAAGGGCGGGGGAGGGACAGAUUUGAGACAACGUUACCCCGUCAACACCCAAUCAGGAGCCGGCCUGACCCCGCCUCCUCCCCUCACGUUAUUGGCUGAGAGGCCCCAAUUGGGCGGGGCCUACCGUGGGGUUGGGGAGGGCAGGGGGCGGGGAGGAGGAGGAAGGCGCUGGCGGGCAGUGAUGGCGGCGGGUGAUGGGGACGUGAAGCUAGGCACCCUGGGGAGUGGCAGUGAGAGCAGCAGCGACGGCAGCAGCGAGAGCCCGGGCGGCGCGGGAGCAACAGCAGAAGGGGGAGGCUGGGCGACAGCGGCUUUGGCGCUUCUGACGGGGGGCGGGGAGAUGCUGCUGAACGUGGCGCUGGUGGCGCUGGUGCUGCUGGGGGCCUACCGGCUGUGGGUGCGCUGGGGGCGGCGGGGUCUGGGCACUGGGGCCGGGGCAGGCGAGGAGAGCCCCGCCGCCUCUCUGCCUCGCAUGAAGAAGCGGGACUUCAGCCUGGAGCAGCUACGCCAGUACGACGGGUCCCGGACCCCGCGCAUCCUGCUCGCGGUCAAUGGGAAAGUCUUCGACGUGACCAAAGGCAGCAAGUUCUACGGCCCGGCGGGACCAUAUGGAAUAUUUGCGGGUAGGGAUGCCUCCAGAGGACUGGCAACAUUUUGCCUAGAUAAAGAUGCACUUAGAGAUGAAUAUGAUGAUCUCUCUGAUUUGAACGCAGUACAAAUGGAGAGUGUCCGAGAAUGGGAAAUGCAGUUUAAAGGCUGGUCUCAACUCCUGAGCUCAAGCAAUCCACCCACCUGAGCCUCCCAGAGUGCUAGGAUUACAGGUGUGAAUCUUUUAUUCUUUAAACUUGUGUGUAUUAACUUUUAAAACUGAAUUGAUUAUAACUAGAGUACCUAUAUUAGCAAUUUAUUCUGAACUGAUUGUAUUGGUCAUACCCUUGAACUAUAAAGAAAAAAUAUUGUUCUCCUUUAUGGUACCCUCGUGACAUCAGUUGUACCACUUGUGUGACACUGUGGUAUUUAUCUGACCCCUGGAUCUGGCUUGAUACUUGUCCUGGUUAUAGUGUAUGAAGCAGUCCUCUUAUUAAAUCCUCUUGACAGUUAAUUUACUUAAUGUAGGUUUUAAUUCCUGACCAAGAAACAAUUAACUAUAUAUCACCUUCUACAGACAGCAUCCCAAAUUAACCACCUAGUAACAUAAAAACCACCAAAAUAAUAGAUCCAAGAAGGAGAAUUUAAUAAGGGAAAGAUUAACAAUAUGACAGGUCACACACCAAGAUCUCAAAGAACACAGGGUAACAAGUAACAAAUUAAUUUUUAUCUCCUCAUUUAGUUUAUUUUAUGUCUCAUUUUCUCUCCAAGAAUAUUUCCCAGUGUAUCUCUUUACUGGGUGAUUCUCCACCUAGCAAACUCUUCCACCCCUUCUUCAGCACCAAGAAAGUCACCAUUUCCUUUUACUUUGGCUUCACAACUCCAGGAUACGAGCCCCCAAUUUUUUUUAUCUCACUUCUAUGUUAAGUCCUAUAUAUUUACAGAUUUUUAGAUAACUAUUGGAAAUUCUCUACAUUACCAACUCAUUAAUUAUAAUAUUUUUGAUCUAUAAGAAUUAAAGUUCUAUCCUGAGACUUACAGUGCAUGUUAGGGUUAGGCUAGUUUUAAAGUACCUGCCCCCAGACCUAACCCAAGAGCCUGGGCUUGGUAACUCUGAGAACACUAUUGGACGUGUAUUUUUUUAAAAAGAUCUCCAAAUGAUUCGAUGCAGUGUCCAAUUAAGAACCACUUAUACUGGGUGGCGCCUGUGGCUUAAGGAGUAGGGCGCCAGCCCCAUAUACUGGCGAUGGUGGGUUCAAACCCGGCCCCGGCUAAAAACUGCAAAAAAAAAAGAAAAAAAAAAAAAGAACCACUUAUACAGAACAGUAAUUCCCAAGCCAUUUAUGUUCCAUGACACAGUUUUCUUGGCUUGGUGCCCAUAGCUCAGUGGUUAGGGUGCCAGCCACAUGCAGCAGGGGUUGUGGGUUCGAACCCAGCCAGGGCCUGCUAAACAACGACAACAACAAAAAAAAAAAGCCAGGCAUUGUGGCAGGUGCCUGUAAUCCCAGCUACUGGGAGGCUGAGACAAGAGAGUCACUUAAGCCCAAGAGUUUGAGGUUGCUGUGAGCUGUGACGCCAUGGCACUCUACCAAGGGCGACACAGUGAGACUCUGUCUCAAAAAGAAAGAUACAGUUUUCUUUUGUUCAAGCUUUACAUGUGUAUAAAGACCAGCCAUAGUAAAGCAAUAAGAAGAAUUUAGCUUAUUCUACAUGAUUCUAAAAUCAUUCUUGCUAGGCACAGUGGCUCAUGCCUGUAAUCCUAGCCCUCUGGGAGGCCAAGGUAGGUGGAUUUCCUGAGCUCACAGGUUCAAGACCAGCCUGAAUAAGAGCGAGACCCCAUCUCUAAAAAUAUCUGGGCGUAGUGGCGGGCACCUAUAGUCCCAGCUACUUGGGAGGCUGAGGCAAGAGAAUCGCUUGAGCCCAGGAGUUUGAGGUUCCUAAGAAAAGGUCAGGAAUUAAGGGGCAAAUGCCUUUUCUCUGUAUAAUGGGAUAGUGAAACAAAUUUGAUUGCUA